Fulvia fulva is the source of this 1170-nucleotide messenger RNA. Its product is annotated as Phosphatase methylesterase 1. Bases 1 to 1170 code for a protein of 389 amino acids. Gene Ontology annotation, molecular function: protein methylesterase activity. The record is from RefSeq and is a predicted model, not a curated record. The transcript has a single exon. Lineage: Eukaryota; Fungi; Ascomycota; Dothideomycetes; Mycosphaerellales; Mycosphaerellaceae. Gene Ontology annotation, biological process: protein demethylation.
AUGUCGGGCCUCUUCAAGCAAAGCGUGAAUGGAGCCGCACCACCAAAUGAGCAUCUCAGACCGCCGCCUAUGCCGAUAGCAACGCCGCAACACGGCGACGUUGACGACUAUCCGUCAUCAGAUUCGUCGGCCUCAUCAGCAGCCACCGUGGACACGAUAAGGCCAUCUUCACGUGAGCAAGCGGCUCCUGCGACACACUGGACCAACUUCUUCGAUCAGGAGUUGUAUCUCGAAGAGGUGACUGGCGAGCAGAAGGCUGUCUAUCAUGCCUAUCUCACCUUGCCGAUAGAUCUCAAGAAGGACCCUCUGUUCAUCUGUCAUCAUGGAGCUGGUGCAUCAGGGCUAUCCUUUGCUAUCUUUGCACAACAAAUUCGAGCGAGGCUACCAACAGCGGGCAUACUGAGUCUGGAAGCUCGUGCUCAUGGCUCUGUCGUGACUAACAUGGAGACACAAGAAGAGGUCAUCGACUACAGUCUCGCGACAAUGACUAAUGAUGCUGUCUCCAUGAUCAAACUCACAGCCUCUACCCUAGGAUGGGAUUCCCUUCCUCCAACAGUGUUACUCGGACACAGUCUCGGCGGCGCGAUAGUGACGACGCUGGCCACCGACCACUUCAAAGUCUUCGGUAGUUCCUUCAUUGGGUACAGUGUGAUAGACGUCGUCGAAGGCUCUGCGAUAGAGGCGUUGGGCCACAUGAAGACGUACCUAUCCUCUCGACCCAGCAUGUUCUCUAGCAUCGAGGACGCAGUGACCUGGCACAUCCGAAGCAGGUCCAUUCGAGAUCACCCAAGCGCAGAAGCCUCAGUCCCGAGUCUGCUUAUACCUUCGCCCUCCGGCAAUGGCAAACUCAUAUGGAGAACGAACCUAGACGCCACAAAUCCUUGGUGGGAAGAGUGGUUCACUGGCAUGUCAAAGAAGUUCCUCUCUGGUAGAGGCGCGAAGCAACUCAUCCUGGCUGGUACUGAUCGACUCGACAAAGAUUUGAUGAUUGGUCAGAUGCAGGGCAAGUUCCAGCUGGUGGUCAUCCCAGAAGCUGGCCACUUCGUUCAGGAGGAUGUCCCAGAGAAGACAGCAAAUCUGCUCAUCGAGUUCUUCAAGCGCAACGACAGGAGCCAGAUGGUACUCCCGCCGAAAGUGAGCGACCUCAUAGCACAAGGGAAGAAGGUCUAG